Messenger RNA from Anoplopoma fimbria (sablefish), 1639 nucleotides. It is a transcript of the gene cd79a, whose product is annotated as CD79a molecule, immunoglobulin-associated alpha. Gene Ontology annotation, cellular component: external side of plasma membrane; B cell receptor complex. Lineage: Eukaryota; Metazoa; Chordata; Actinopteri; Perciformes; Anoplopomatidae. The coding region runs from base 108 to 767 and encodes 219 amino acids. The transcript has 5 exons. The record is from RefSeq and is a predicted model, not a curated record. Gene Ontology annotation, biological process: B cell differentiation; B cell receptor signaling pathway.
UCUUAGUACAACAUAGCAGCUAAAACUAGGAUCGGUGUUGUGUCACGAAUUUUCCCGCAGUAAUUCAGUAAGUUUUGUGAUCUUUGGAGCAAACAUCUGUAAAAGCGAUGGGGACAAUUACAAACGUUCUACUCUGCAUCUUUGUCGUGGGUUUUGCUCAAACUGAGGUGAUUUUAGAGCCGGACAGGCCCUUUUUGAGGGUUCAGGUCUAUAACACAGCUGAGCUAGAAUGCUGCUGGACCGCUAAGUCUUCAGGGAAAUUCAAGUGGAUCAAACACCUUGCCAACAAAACAAUCCAUGUUCUAGAACAUUCGCCUCAAGGAAAAGUCAAAUAUUAUGGCCAAUCGUGUGGCAACCUGACCUUGGAUCCGGUCCAGCUGAAUGACACUGGGUUCUACCAGUGUCAGCUGAUUGUCGAUGACAUCUAUCUCAUCUCACAUGGCACCUACCUGCAAGUCUACAAGCCGAUGGAGAAGACAAUCAACCUCAGCGAAAAAACCAAAAACAGGAUCCUGACCGCUCAGGGAAUCUUACUGCUACUGUGUGUGCUUGUGCCUUCUCUCAUCAUUCUCUUCAAGUCAAAGAGACUUUAUGUACUGGAGAAGAAGAAAUCAGUGAAGGAAGAGGAAAACAUUUACCAGGGGCUAAAUCUGGACGAAUGUUGGUCCACAUAUGAUCAGAUUGAACGCUCCCAGGCACAUGGCCCGUACCAGGAUGUGGGAAACAUUAAGGAGGAAGAGGAGCAGAUCCAGCUGGAGAAACCUUGAAGAAAAGGGAAAAGAUAGAGAAAGGGAAGGAAGAAGGGAAUAGUGUUGAGUCUAUUUUCAGGGCUGAAGUUUAACAGUGUGAUAUCUGAAUAAAACAGUUUCAUUCUUUACAACACAGAUUUGGAGUUUUGUACAAAGCCUGCGUUUACAGUUUUAGCAUUUGAUAACAUUGUUUAAUUGGGUUGCUUAAUAUGAGAUUGAACAUUGAUUAACCACAGGGUCACCUCAAUCAGGGCCAUUGCCAGGAUUAUAGAAAUGUUGACGUCAGAAGUCCAAAGGAUUUUUCUAUGUUUGAUGAUUCAGCUGUUUGAUGCAUUCAGCUGUAGGCAUUUAAUCAAGUUUGUUGUCUAUUCCUCCUUUUCAAAUUCAAUUAAAAGUCUCUUAAUCUGUCUUUUUAAACCUGUAUAGAGCUUAUAUGUAACCUGAAAUUAUAAAAAGAGAAGCUAUCCUUUAGAUACUCAAAAGUAUCAAGGUCUUGCACUCAGUAGCUGGACUAAGCUUUUGGACAUAACACAUGAUUUUCCUGAGCAACUUGUCACUCCAUAUUCUUUGAAUAGGGCUGAAACUAAAUUUUCAAUCCAACAUAGGCGAGAAGUCCUUAAAGAGGUCCGUAAAAAGUUAACAAUGAUUCUUCAAUUGCACGACAAUCGAAUUUGUGAGCUGGUGGUAGUUUGUUUUGUUAGCAGCUUUCAGCUUCUUCUCUCUACAGUACCAGUCAAAAGUUUGGACACACCUUCUCAUUCAACUACUUUGAAGAAUCUAAAAUAUAAAACUUAUUCUGGUUUGUUGAGCAUUUGUUUGUUUACCACAUAAUUCCAUAUGUGUUCCUUCAUAGUUUGGAUGUCUUCAAUAUGAAUCUACAAUGUAGAAAA